Molecule: messenger RNA, 3389 nt
Organism: Somion occarium
Lineage: Eukaryota; Fungi; Basidiomycota; Agaricomycetes; Polyporales; Cerrenaceae
Source: the annotation of a GenBank genome assembly
UGAACGUUGAAGUUGAAGAUAGGCACAGAGAUUUGUGGAUGAUCGAUCUUGAGCGUCUAUGCAUGUGAAGUACGGGGAGUGAUCGACGAGCGUGCAGAGUGGACUAAGUGUACUCGGCGGGCGAGUGAGCGUAGCACCGCCGCUCGCCUCUAUGCACAAAGGGAAACAACGACAGCGCAAUGCAGACGACACAGCUAGCAUGAUGGACGCGAGCAGGCCGCCUGAAACGCAUGCGGAGCCACAUUUGCCCAUAGCAGCCAUAGCAGAGACAUCAGCAGCAGGACCGAGCUCGGCGGGUCGCGGUACUGUUCGGUGUAGGGACUGGGCGGAUGCAAGGAGAGGAAGCGAAGGUCAGUCUGGAGCAGGGACACCGCAAGAGGAACGAUCACGGGUAGACGAUGGGAGCCCUGGAUCGUGCAGAGAAUAUCUUUUGCACGAGUCCUCGGAGUGCGCAGCUACGUCCGAUGGGCAGUCGUCGCGCCUGCCUUUCUCUGCCCCGCCAUCGUCCACUCUUCCUUUGCCUCUUUACCGCGCGACAUCCCUCCCAUCUCCCAACGUGCCUAGCUCUAGCUUCCCCACUAGCUCCGCCCAAUAUUCUGCUAGCCCAAUGUCUCCAGACAUCCUCCUCCCUCUUCUGCGUUGUCCUAUCUGCCGUCCAACUGCCCUCCUCCACAACCCCAUCACUCUUCGAUGCGGUCACACCAUCUGUUCCAACCAUCUUACCGUCCCGUCCAGUUCUUCUUCCUCUUCGCUUUUAGCAUCUCUGCUGCCUUCUGCAAGCAAACAGCCGCCACAAUGUCCCAUACCAACCUGUUCAUCGUCCUCUGUACUUCCUCAAAAACUCCCAGUUCACCCGGAUGCUCAAGUCAAUGUCAUACCUCCUCCCUCUACUGAUCACAAUUCUAUGCGUUCAAGUCUCGAUGAUGAUACCCUCCAUUCCCGCUCAGACGUUACCAUCAACAAGAUUAUAUCCCUCUUAAUUCGCUCUCAGGCUGAUUUCUCUGGCCCCUCCCUUCACCUCGCUGCGCACGGCGACGACGACGAGCGCACUGAUUCCGAAUAUUCCGACGCGGAAGGUGACGAUGACGAUGACGACAGGCGGUAUACCUCAGAUCAUGACCUUGACGAUCGGAUACACGGCCGACCCCACACCUCUCACUACACUUCCCCUCCCGAUCACCCCCCAUCCGCUUCCGCUUCUAGAUCUAGGCGCAGGUCGCUUUCGAGAUCGCCUUCACCAGACAGGCCGAGGAAACGGCCAAGACGGUCUCUUCAUCCAGAUUCCUGUGCAUACAAUCAUGACCACCAUCGAGCUUCUGCUUCUCAUCAACAAGACACACAUCUCGGUGCGGGUGCCCAGUUCGAGAAGGAGCUCAUGGCUGAAGUCACUUGCGAAAUUUGUUUUGCUCUCAUGUGGCAACCUGUCACGACUCCAUGCCAACAUACCUUCUGUACCAAGUGUCUUCACCGGUCUUUAGACCAUAAUCCCUCGUGCCCAUUGUGCCGACGUCCCCUGCCUGGAUACAAUUAUUUUCAGGAUCAUCCUUGUAACAAAGUCAUCUUGGCUAUCAUAUUGAAAGCGUUUCCGGAGGCGUAUGUCUCGAGAGGGAUAGCUAUUGAGGAGGAAGAACAUCGAGCGGGGCUGGAUACACCUGUGUUUGUGUGUCAGCUCAGUUUUCCGGGUAUGCCUGUUCUUCUUAACUUUUAUGAACCGAGAUUUAGACUUAUGCUUAGACGAUGCCUCGAAACUCCUCACCCUCGAUUCGGCAUGAUCCCACCGCCUCGUCCUGCAGCGCCUCCCCCUACGUCUACUUCCACGUCCUCCCGAUCCUCACCUUCUCAUGAAUACGGCACAAUGUUGGAAAUUCGCAACGUGCAGAUGUUAGCAGACGGACAAUGUCGAGUGGAAGCGUGGGGCUCGCAUCGGUUUAGGAUUAUGAGAAAGGGAGAAUUGGACGGGUAUGUGAUUGCGCAAGUGGAGAGGGUUGAUGAUUUAGAGGGAGCGGAAGAAGAUGAGGUCGUUGCGUUGGAUGAUUUGAUUACAGGUCGUCGUGAUGACCAUGACAUCCUAGGAGGUUCCGAGUCGCUUUCGGGUGACGCUAUCACCGAACCUUUGAACUCGACAUCACUUCGGCAUCGGGAUGGACGUCACGAAAGUGUAGAAGGAGGGAGUGUCGGUGAUAGCUCGGGAUCCAGAGAUGGUGAUCUUGAUGAAAAUUCCGCGACCGGUCAGACAUCCAAUUCUCUUCCUGCUUCUCGACCUCGUCAACAGAUACAGGCGCCGACGAAUGAGGAACUCGUGAGGGUCUGUCAUGAGUUUUUGGUUCAACUUCGGGAAGGGACACCGUGGGUCGUUCAGCAGAGGAUUAGUCAAAUGUAUGUGCCUAUGCCGGAGGAUCCUGCGUUGUUUAGUUUUUGGAUGGCUUUGCUGCUCCCCAUCGACGAACAUGAGAAAGCGAAGUUAUUGCCGAUACGGUCCCCGAGGUUACGCUUGCGGCUCAUCGUCCAUUGGAUUGAACAAUUGAACACUCAAUGGUUACGCACAUUCACGGAUUCUUACCCCUUGAACUCUCCUCCCUCUCAGGUGGUUCUCUGGUGGUUGCGUCAUCUCGUAACCAAGAUCUUCCUUUGGUUCGUUUGGCCGAUACUUUUCCCACGUCCGCCUGUGCUUCCUCUUCCAACGUUUCCGGCCACUGGGAGCGAACAACAGCGCGCUGCCGGGCUUCGAGAACAACAACAGGCACAGGCACCGGGACGAGAAGGUGGAAGGAGAUGGCCCAGGGGGUUGCGGAGGUUGGGCGGGUUGGGUAGACGGACGUUGGUUUGGUGGUAUGUCCCGUGUUUGGUCCUUGCACUUGCCUUCGUGAAAGCCCAGAUUGGGAUGUACAUUCGGGACGGCGACUAUCCGUUUCCCGGGGAUAGUAAUGCCACCACCGAAAGUGGACCAUGACUUUUUUUUUGCUACCGUUGUGGGCUGCUCACACUCGGCUUUCUCACUCGGCUUUCUCUGUAUGGAGAGGAUACUGGUGUUCACGUCUUUAUAAUUAUCUUCUACACAUCUAUUCAUGGAUUUACCCGGAUUCUAUCGCGUCAUUGGGGUGUAUCAUAUAUACCUUUAUGCUUGUUGCAUAUGUAUAUUGUUGUAAUCAUUAUCGCUUGCUUCAAACUCUUGGAUGAAUUAGGCGUACAUAUUGGUAUACACACGACAAAGGGAAAUUAUCAAUGAAGCAGGUAUGAAAAUCGAGGCGGGACAAAUAAUAUAAUAGCCAAGGUUCCUAGACAACGGCCUUGCCAGAAGGUCGACGUAACGACGGUGUUAUUACACCAUCGUACCAAGGCACUGGCUACCAAGGAGUCGAACUCUUCUCACCGGCUUCCACUUCCAUCAG